AUGCGCAGCUCUACAGAGACAGAGGUACAGUACAGUGCUUCGAUUGUGUGCGCCCCAAGUGUAACCCGAGCGUCCGGUCAAAUUCUGACCGGACCCUUGGUCAUGGUCGAUGUGUUCGUUGCUCACGGACGGACCUUGGGCCACAACGACAUCGAUGCCUGCGCGGGAUUCAAUGCCCGUUUCCGUGCCCUUUUACUUUUCUUCCCGGGAUUUCUCGAAGAAUGCCUCGUCGAGGCCAGAAUUGCCACUUUUCCUCGCGAUCGGCACGUGGCCGUGAUUGUCGCAGGGCUCGAAUUGGACUUCCGUGCUGAUGUCUGAUGUCUGUGAGUGUGUCUGUGCUCCCGUAGGCGGCCUACAGGAAAGGUCGUCGUCCGAAGAUUGAAGAUCGUUUCUGUUUGUCGGUGGCUCCGGACGACGAAGCUUGAAUCGUUCCCCGGGGCGGCCGGGCGGCGCGCACGCGACAGGUCUAGGACCCUCGGAUGUGAAGAUCGUGUUCGUUCGCAUGGUUUCAUCUUCCGAGAGUUACCCGAAGUCUGCAGCUUACAUCAUGCAUAUGAAUGAUUGCUACGAUGAACCUGCAAACGGAAGAAAAAUAUUAUUUGUGGCGAUUAGGUUAUCUUCAGAGUUUAGGAUAUGAGAAAGAUUCAUCUUUGAUCGAUGCAAAUUUCUUAUAAACUUUGCAUUCACUUUUUUGCUACUAUGGGCUAGUCUAUGCAGGCAAAGUUACAAAAUUGUAGAUUUUGAUUCAGUAAUGUAUAAUGGCUUUCCAAAUGUCACCGAUCAUCUUUUUUAUGUACAUUUUGUUACACCUUUGGGUUUUUCAUCCAUCUAAGUCGUUGUAAACCAUUUGUUAUCUUGGAUGCAAAACUCGUUCUCCGGUGCCCGGUCACACCGAAAGUGUAGACAUAUUGAGCAUGAAUAUAGUUUCCCGGCCUAAUGCAUCUCUUGCAUUUGUGGGGAGAAGUUGAUCAACUUUGUAGCUGCACGUCUCCUGAUGUGAUCGUCAGAGUGACAAGUCAAUGCCGUUUCCUGGAUUUCAAGAGUGCCCUCUUCUGAAUCUUUCCUCCUGAUCCUGGUCUUCCACUAGACUUUCUCGUGGGGGCUCGGAAUCCGUCUUGAAAUAGAUGAAGUCCUGAUUUAAUUGGGCCACUAAGAAUCAUGAUCGAGCUUUAGAAUCUUAAGUGUGUAUUUCGUCUUACCUUCGACGUUGAAAUUGUGCCUAGACCUCGAACAAGUUGAUGGAAAUUCCUGACGGCGUACUUGACUAUCGACUCCUAACAGCACGUAUAUCAGGCGGUGUAGUAUACUGGAUGCAUUGAAGCAUUCUCACAGAAUGACUUGACUGGAUUCGGUUCACAAAUCGAAGAAGAGCAUGAUCGACACCAGAAUCGAAUCUUUUCCCUUUGCUCCAACUGUUCCAAGGAAAUAAUGUUCAGUGACUCCAGUCUUCGGUUUAUGCUGGAGGUUUACCUCAACCUCCAGUUUCCUUGAGCGAAGCACUGCAGCAGAUUUGUCUUCACAAACAGAGAGAGCGAUUGUUUUUGCUUCCAAUGGAGAUCCUACGUGCUUCAGUAUACAUCCACUUUGACUUCUGUCGAGCAUCAUCCAAAGAGCUUUAUGACAUAGUAUAGCGUGACCAGGCCGAUGUUGGAUAACACGAGAACUGCAUCGAAGAGUAAAGAAGCGGACACCGAAUACCGCGAGAUCUGCUGAAGAUCUAUAUUAUUCAUGUGAUUUCACAUCUGCUAGCCUAUACACUUACUAUCAAGCUGCGAUGGUGGAUACGAUUGCUGUCGAUGAAUGGAAUCACACCAUGAUGAUCCAGGAGCUCAGGACAAGGAGAUUGUACAGUGGAGUGGUUGCAGAUCCAAGCUUUUGAACCAAUAUGCUGGUUUAAAAACUUGCAUGUAUCUUGCUGACGAAACCUCUAGUGGAAACUAGCACCAAUUCUGGGCGGAUCUUUCUCAAAUCUUCAUUCUUCUUGCAUAGCCUGCUUAGUUAAAGAAUAAGGGCAAAUAACAUCUACUCUGAGUCAACAGGCUAGAACCAAACAUUAGUGGCUCAGGGCUUUGCUAAAAAUCUAUUGUAGAAGCUCUGAAUCUUGUUAGCCGGAUUAUUUUCUGGUUACGUGGACGAAUGCCUAUCAGAGGCAGUAUUGUUCAACAUAAUCGAAGUUUAACA
This is a messenger RNA of Marchantia polymorpha subsp. ruderalis, 2181 nucleotides long. NCBI's taxonomy places the organism in Eukaryota, Viridiplantae, Streptophyta, Marchantiopsida, Marchantiales, Marchantiaceae. The record is from the annotation of a GenBank genome assembly.